CAUUGGCUUGACAAUAGAGAGAUACAGGGCAGGGGGAAAAAAGCAAGCCAGGGCUGGUGGUGUGUGCGCGCGAACAAAGAUCUAAGCCCUGUCGCUCUUCCACGGUGUGUGAGGGUAGAGAUUCAGAGAGUCAAGACGGAUAGGGAAAGGAAGAGAGAGGGGGGGAAAGAGAAAGAGGAGAGAGAGAGCGCGAGCGCUAGUUGUUCACUCUCCAGCUCCUACCUCCGCGCUCGGCGUGGACCGAGCGCCGGAUCCGGGGCGCGCGCGGUAGCGGCUCGCUAGUCCGCAGGUGGGUAGCCCGGGCGUGGGAGGAAGGGGAAGUGACUUUCCCCUCGGAAGAGGGCGCUGGCUCCCCCAUCCUGCCUUUAUAAUAAGGCUAGGGGAGGAGAGGAAGCCGCCGGCUUGCCGUCUGCGAUUUGCAAAGCAUGCAGUUAGGGGAGCAGCUCUUGGUGAGCUCGGUGAACCUGCCCGGCGCGCACUUCUACUCGCUGGAGAGCGCUCGAGCCGGCGGUGGCGGCGGGAACCUCGGCCCGGUCCCCGGAGGUGCCUCUGUCCCGUCCCCGCAGAGGCUGGACUUAGACAAAGCGCCCAAGAAGUUCUCGGGUAGCAGCGGUCUGUCGUGCCAGGCCGGGAACGCAGAACCGUCAGCCGCCGGUGCAGGGCCCCCCACGGCCAUGCUCGGUGACGCCGACACCGGGGACACUUUUGCCAACGCGGCGGCGGCGACGGUGUCUAAGCCGGGACCCCCUGAUGGUCGCAAGGGGUCCCCCUGCGGAGAGGACGAGCUGCCCUCCGCCUCGGCCGCCGCCGCCGCCGCGCGCUACUCCAUGGACAGCCUGAGCUCCGAGCGCUACUACCUUCAGUCCCCUGGAGCGCAGGGCUCCGAGCUGGCCGCGCCCUGCUCGCUCUUCCCGUACCAGGCAGCAGCCGGGGCGACCCACGGAUCGGUGUACCCGGCUUCCAACGGCGCGCGCUACCCCUACGGCUCCAUGCUGCCCCCCGGUGGAUUCCCCGCGGCCGUAUGCCCACCCGGGAGGGCGCAGUUCGGCCCGGCGACCGGAGCUGGCAGCGGCGCGGCUGGCAGCAGUGGCGGAGCUGGAGGUCCAGGAGCCUAUCCCUACAGCCAGGGAUCUCCCAUCUACGGGCCGUACCCCGGAGCUGCUGGGGCAGCAGGAUCUUGCGGAGGAUUGGGGGGCCUGGGGGUUCCAGGCUCCGGCUUCCGCGCCCACGUCUAUCUUUGCAACCGUCCUCUGUGGCUCAAGUUCCACCGGCACCAAACAGAGAUGAUCAUCACCAAACAGGGCAGGCGCAUGUUUCCCUUCCUGAGCUUCAAUAUCAACGGACUCAACCCCACGGCCCACUACAACGUGUUCGUAGAGGUGGUCCUGGCCGACCCCAACCACUGGCGCUUCCAAGGGGGCAAGUGGGUGACCUGCGGGAAAGCGGACAAUAACAUGCAGGGCAACAAAAUGUAUGUUCACCCAGAGUCUCCUAACACUGGUUCCCAUUGGAUGAGACAGGAGAUUUCCUUUGGGAAAUUAAAACUCACCAAUAACAAAGGCGCUAACAACAACAACACACAGAUGAUAGUCCUACAGUCAUUACACAAAUACCAACCACGACUGCACAUCGUUGAAGUCACAGAAGAUGGCGUGGAAGACUUGAAUGAACCUUCCAAGACCCAGACAUUCACCUUCUCAGAAACGCAGUUCAUUGCCGUGACUGCCUACCAAAACACUGACAUUACUCAGCUGAAGAUUGAUCAUAACCCUUUCGCAAAAGGCUUCCGGGACAACUAUGAUUCCAUGUACACCGCUUCAGAAAAUGACAGGUUAACUCCAUCUCCCACGGAUUCUCCUAGAUCCCAUCAGAUUGUCCCCGGAGGUCGGUACGGCGUUCAAAACUUCUUCCCGGAGCCCUUUGUCAACACUUUACCUCCCGCCCGCUAUUACAAUGGUGAGAGAACCGUGCCACAGACCAACGGCCUCCUUUCACCCCAACAGAGCGAAGAGAUGACCCACCCUCCCCAGCGGUGGCUUGUGACGCCUGUCCAGCAGCCUGGGACCAAUAAACUAGACGUCGGUUCCUAUGAACCAGAGUAUACUUCCAGUACCUUACUCCCAUAUGGCAUUAAAUCCUUGCCCCUCCAGACAUCCCACGCCCUGGGGUAUUACCCCGACCCCACCUUCCCGGCAAUGGCAGGAUGGGGAGGCAGAGGUUCUUACCAGAGGAAGGUGGCCGCAGCAGGACUUCCAUGGACCUCCAGAAUGAGUCCUCCCAUGUUCCCGGAAGAUCAGCUCUCUAAGGAGAAAGUGAAAGAGGAAAUUAACUCUUCCUGGAUAGAAACUCCCCCUUCCAUCAAGUCUCUAGAUUCCAAUGAUUCAGGGGUUUACACCAACGCUUGUAAGCGGAAAAGGCUGUCUCCCAGCACCUCCAGCAAUGAAAAUUCUCCCUCCAUAAAAUGCGAAGACAUGAGUGCUGAAGAGUACAGUAAAGGCACCUCGAAAGGCAUGGGGGGCUACUACGCUUUCUACACAACUCCCUAGAGAGUUCUCCUAGCCUCUUGACAACUUAGCUAACAUCCCCCCGGAUGGAACUGGUGGUGUGGUUCUGUGGUCGGUGGUGUUGUUCCUUGCUUCCCCUAGGUUGCCAAAAAGACACUCGCCUUCCUUCUACCAUGAUGUACCCUGUUUUGUGCAAUUCUCUAAAAGAAGGAGCCAAAGCUUUGUGGUUACUGCAGGUAACUGAGACAGACCUAGCAAUUCGUUGUUUUUUUUUUUGUUGUUGUUGUUGUUUGUUUGUUUUUUUCCCCCUCUUAAGUGAAUGGAGGACUCUGAACUGUUUUAAAAUUCAAAGGCCAUUUAAGGUUCUUGAUUUUAUUUAUGGGAAAAAAGUAACAAGCAGGCUGUGAAGAUGGAGUUCCUGCACUAUCAAAUGGGAUAAGAAAAAGAAAGAACACAAAAGAACCUUAAAGUCUCAUUUCUAUUUGUCAAUCCUUAAGCAAACAGAAGCUCUGAGUGUUGAGGUAUUUUUUGCUUCGGAAGAGAAGGGCUGGCCUUAGGCUCCAACAGUGGGCUCCCCCCCCAGCUCCCCUCCCCCCUUAUCUCUUAUCAGCGGCUGGGAGUCCAGAAACAGGUCUGUGAAAGCACUAGUCUGAUCUGACUAGGACUCCUUGCAGAUUUGUGCCAUGAACCCCGGUUCAGGCACUGCCUCAGUUGAAAGUCGCUAGGAGAGGCGGCCCUUAGGACUUAGGGUAGGGAAGGGAGACAGAGAGAAUAUUUAAGUGUACAGUCGUGUAUCUAGAGGCACUGUAGAAUAAUGUUGAAUAUAUUGUAUAAAUCGACUCUGUGGGCGUUCCGAGGUCAUGUAAAAUGGGUGCUUUGGCAUUGUUGAAGAAUUUGCAGAUCACCUAACUGUAACCGAAGGUGUGAGAGGUCAGUAUCACACUCUGUGACGUUUGGGUACAUUCUGAUUACUUCUUAGGUAGUAAAGAAUGUAUUCAGCAAUUUCUGUACCAAUUUAAACCAUGCUUAAAGAAAAAUCCCUGUCCACCCCCUUCCUUGGCCAUCCCUGCUCCCCACCUCGGGAAUGUGAACGAGUCUGCCAGAGCUCCUCUAAGCCUCUGAGAGAUCUUGGAUUUCUAUGUACAGCUUUAAGUCUUUUUAAUAAAUGUGGCUCAAUAAGG
Messenger RNA from Jaculus jaculus (lesser Egyptian jerboa), 3685 nucleotides. It is a transcript of the gene Eomes, whose product is annotated as eomesodermin. The transcript is spliced from 6 exons. The coding region runs from base 426 to 2546 and encodes 706 amino acids. Gene Ontology annotation, cellular component: nucleus. Gene Ontology annotation, biological process: regulation of transcription by RNA polymerase II; mesoderm formation; positive regulation of DNA-templated transcription. Gene Ontology annotation, molecular function: RNA polymerase II cis-regulatory region sequence-specific DNA binding; DNA-binding transcription factor activity, RNA polymerase II-specific. Lineage: Eukaryota; Metazoa; Chordata; Mammalia; Rodentia; Dipodidae. The record is from RefSeq and is a predicted model, not a curated record.